UUCUUUGGUGUUAUUCUUCAACAUCAGGGAGCAAGGACUCGUCACCGGUCAACAGCGGUAACAAAACUACACAUGCUCCACACCAAACCACUGCCAAAUUUGCUCGGCUCACGGCUCCCGGCAGAGUAAGGAACCCAUCUUUCUUUCACCCAUUCCACCUCACAUCAGCAAGUGCUCCUGGCUGUUGUUCCAAUCGGACCUCAAUUCCUACCACUACCCAGGACCCCUCCACCAGGCUCUUCCAAGGACCUCCCCAGCACAAGUCCGUGGGGUCAGCGCGCCCUGCCCUUCCGUCCGGCUGGGUGGGCCGCAGGGAGCUGGCCUCCCAGCGCUUGCCUGGGAGGACCUGGUGUCUCCGUUUCCACCCUUACGCUCCCGCCCGUUCACAACCAGUAGCCAAAGGGAUCUUUUCAAAACCUAAGACUCGGCCCACCGAUUCUUCUUCCUCGGCGACCCGCUGUUCCUAAACACAGUGCACCCGGCGCGGCUGCGGCUCCCCACUGUGGGCUCCCUAGGCCUCCCUGGGCGGCAAGUCCCGGCGGGCCUCAGGGCCUCUGCACCUGUUUCCUGGGAAAGCGUUUCUCUUUCCUGUCACCCUAGUGCUCGCUGGCUCACCCAUACAUGCCUUCGUCUUCCUUCAGGUGCUGCCUACCACAAGCGAGCACACGUGCACAUGCGCCGUCGUCACUCGACCACGUGGCCGAGAGGUGUCGCCUCCCGCCGCACCCCAGGCCGGCGUUCAGGUCGGCGCGCUGGCUCUGCGCAGGCGCGGCGCACCACGAGCCGCCCGCUCCGACUACAACUCCCAGAGACUACAAUUCCCAGCGGGCAGCGGGGCGCUGGCUCGCGCAGGCCGCCGUGUUGGGCGGCAGCGGAAAGAUGGCGGACGUGGCCGUGGGCAAGGACAAGUGCGGGGAGCAGCGGCUCGUGUCGCUGCCCCUGUCCCGCAUCCGGGUCAUCAUGAAGAGCUCCCCCGAGGUGUCCAGCAUCAACCAGGAAGCACUGGUGCUCACGGCCAAAGCCACGGAGCUCUUUGUUCAGUACCUAGCCACCUAUUCCUACAGACAUGGCAGUGGAAAAGAAAAGAAAGCACUGACUUACAAUGACUUAGCGAAUACUGCAGAGGAAUCGGACACUUUUCAGUUUCUUGCAGCACCACCUAUUCUUCAGUAUAGACAGAAGAAGUCAAAAACAGCCCAGAAUGAGACCACCAGGAAUUUCAGAGCAGCAUGGAGCUUAGAAAUAAGGUCUCCAGCCUCUGAUGACAUGGAGAAGGGAAUCGAGAGCAGCAUGAACAGAAAGGAUCCGCCACAUUGCUGUCUGCCAUGAACGUCGCACCCUUUCCUCAGGAGUGUCUGGGAAGCCUUCUUAACUUUGGAAACCUGCCUCCAGACAGCUGUGAGCCCACCCUUCCUCUGCUCCUGGUCGUCAGCACCUGCACUGGGUGGGCCAGGAGAUGGACCAGCAGCAGUCCAUCUGCUGCUCAUGAAGAAGCUCUUAGAGAAUUCGCCAGAGGAAGAGGGGCAUGAAUGGCUACACAGCGAUGAAGAAAGUACUUAUGAUUUUUUUUUUUUUUGGCCGCCCCUUCAUUGGCACAGAAAAUGAAGUGAUAGCUUUAAAUAUAUGCAUAGAAGAAUUUGGAAUUUUUUAAACGGUAAAUUUGCUUUUAGACAUAAUUUUUUCCCCUUCCACAAGAGGGUAGUUGGGAUUCUGAUGUACUGCAGCAGUUGGCUGGGAAUCUAUCAAAUUCCAUGGCCAAUUGGGCUCUUCUCCCCAUCUGCAAUGUAAUUCUAUACUGAUUUUUCAAAUGCAUUAGGGUUCAACAUAAAAGGCACAAAAUAAAUAAAAAUAUUAUUAAAAAAACGGAAACUGUGAUUUCAAGUUUCAUGUGGAGUCAACAUCUCACUGUUUGGUUACUUUUUCCAAUUUAAUUUGACAGACUUAGUAAUAGCACCCAACUGUUUAACUGAGGUAGAUCCACAUUGUAAAGAAAGCUGGGUCCCCUCUAUUUUAUCUCUAAACUGAAGAUGCUUUUACAAAACAUAAAUCCGUUUCAAUCAUAUGCAGAAGCAAUGACAGGUGGCACUACCUGAAGAAAGCUUAUAGAACAUGAGCAGGUUUGCAAGUAAGACCUACACCCAAAUCGUACUCUCCAGUAGUAUAAAUAAAUCUCAGACUGGAGGGGAAAAAUCAAACAUUUAAAAAACAACCCUGAAAAAGUCUCUAGACUUUCAGAACAGGUCUUUUGGACUGACUGCCACAGAAAUGAACAACGGUCCAUUUUCAUCAAACAAGGGCAAUAGCUAAGCCAGACCAGAGAGAAUGCAGGGAUGGGUUAGGGUAGGGUGGGGUGGGGAGGGUGGUAAUUACUAGAUGCUUCCCUUUUUAACUUCAGAGAAAAACAUUUGUUUAUUUAUGAUAUAGUGUAUUGAUUGGAACAGUUUAAACUCACUCUGCCUAUCAUUUUUGCAUACUCUGAAUCUCACAAAUUUAGUAUCUAAUUAAGGCUUAAUUUAAAGUGGCAUUACCGCCUAGCAUCACGCAAACACUGGACACCCUCAUGACACACAGAAUGGUAUCAAACCAAAGAUAAUGACAUGAAGCCUCAGACUGGAUUUAGCAGGUACUAUAAUUUUAUAAUUAAUUAUACAAUCCAUGUAGCAAAUGAAAAAUUAUACAGAGAGGCCGACGUAUAUAAAUAAUGGUGUUUAUACAGGAACUGUCAAUUUACAAAACAGCACUGCAUGGUUUCCAUAUUGCAAGCACAAGACAUGUUCACGCAGAUCCACCRUGCAGGGACGACCGAGUCCAGGACAAUACAUGGAGUACUACCUGAAGUGAGGCCCUUUAGCUGCUCGACUUCUUAGAAAACAGUAAACUUCAAAUGGUCAUAAUACAUUUUGAUUCAAAAUGUCUUCUAUAAUGUGUUACUAUUGGGUAAAAUUAAGAAGGGGCAAGAUCCAUUAUGGGACUUUUGAAUUCAUUUUUGGUUCUUUUUCAAUUAUUUUAUAAAAAUAAAAUAAAACUAGAAAAAUUGAUAAAACUAAGGGCUAAAGCCCCUCAAUACAUAUUAGGCAAGUGAUCUUGAAGUGUACCGGAGGUAAGGAAAAUCUGGAUUUAGAUACUACAUUCUCUGCUUAUAUUUAAUGAGCUCUUAGCCACUUUGCUGCACAGAAACUUACAAUUAUUCUCUUAAAACUUUUUUAAAAAUAAAAAACUCACUUGCCUCUACAGUUAUAAAACAUGAAUUCAUACCUUUAACAACUAUUAAAAUCCACUAUCAAACUCAGGACUUGAAUUUCAGUUGAAUGCUAAACUACAUACUUUAGAAUCUUAGUCACAUGGGUCUAUUUGGCUUUGAAGAGGAACCAGAAUUGUUAAUGAAUCACCCUCUCUGCAGCCAGUGACUCUGCCAAGGGAAAGGCCUUUUCCAUAUAUUUAAAAAAUAAACACGAUGGAUUCUGUCUCCAACCAAAACCCACAAGGUCAUCCCUUGACAGGGACGGGUGGUUUUCAAUUAGACCACUGACCAAGAAGCUGCUCAAUACCUGGCUUGGAAAAGCUAGAGAUGAAACUGCUCCUGGAAGCGGAGCCCUCUGUGCACAGCUCAGGUGACACCAGGCCCAAGUAAAUGGCGUCCCCGAAAGUCACAAAACAGCAACAACAAGAACAGAAGGACUUAAGAGCACCUUACGUCUGAGGACGUCACACACAUUCACAAACACAUGAUUCCAACUCCUGUUUCAACAAUCUACUUCCAUUACAACAGACAUUCUUGCUGAGUCA
Urocitellus parryii (Arctic ground squirrel) is the source of this 3786-nucleotide messenger RNA. RefSeq names its product chromatin accessibility complex subunit 1 (gene Chrac1). The record is from RefSeq and is a predicted model, not a curated record. Gene Ontology annotation, cellular component: nucleus; CHRAC. Gene Ontology annotation, biological process: DNA-templated DNA replication; chromatin remodeling. Gene Ontology annotation, molecular function: protein heterodimerization activity. Lineage: Eukaryota; Metazoa; Chordata; Mammalia; Rodentia; Sciuridae.